AUGGCAGGACAGAGCAGAAUGAGCACCAGCCUAGGUCUCCACGACCGCACUGCUCAUCCCAGCUCUCAGUGCUUGCUGAAGCUGAAUGUGACGGUGGAGUUUGGGGAGCAGGUUUACUUCAGUUCAGAUGAAGUCAGUAGUUUUUGCUUCCUUUUCUGUUGUUGGAGAGCAAUGUGCUGCAGUAGCUGUGAGCUAACCAACAUCAUCAUCACAGUGGAGAAAGAGGAAUGUGGUCUCUGUAAAGGCAUCAACACCACGUGGUGUGCGGGCUACUGCUGUACCCAGGAUCUAGUGUACAAGGAUCCAGCCAAGUCCAACAUCCAGAAAACAUGUACCUUCAAGGAGCUGGUGUACGAGACGGUCAAAGUGCCUGGCUGUGCUCACCACGCAGACUCCCUGUAUACGUACCCAGUAGCCUCUGAAUGUCACUGUGGCAAGUGUGACAGCGACAGCACUGACUGCACCGUGCGAGGCCUGGGGCCCAGCUACUGCUCCUUCAGUGAAAUCAAAGAAUAA
Molecule: messenger RNA, 516 nt
Organism: Balaenoptera acutorostrata (minke whale)
Lineage: Eukaryota; Metazoa; Chordata; Mammalia; Artiodactyla; Balaenopteridae
Product: follitropin subunit beta-like
Exons: 4
Coding region: 1-516 (171 amino acids)
Biological process (GO): G protein-coupled receptor signaling pathway
Cellular component (GO): cytoplasm; extracellular region
Molecular function (GO): hormone activity
Source: RefSeq, a predicted model, not a curated record